Messenger RNA from Dentiscutata erythropus, 284 nucleotides. The record is from the annotation of a GenBank genome assembly. NCBI's taxonomy places the organism in Eukaryota, Fungi, Glomeromycota, Glomeromycetes, Diversisporales, Gigasporaceae.
ACGAAAAAAGAAGUAAAAAAAAAAUUGUAAAGAAAAGAAAGUACAGGAGCGAAGACAACAGGGAAAAUAAUAAAAAAAGAAAAUUUAAGGACAAUGGCGAAAGAUCUGCUUUACACAAAAGAAAAGAUGAUAAUUCAACUGUAAAAAAUAUUAAACGACGGCGAAAUAAUUUAAUAGAGGAUGAAGAAAUGUCAGGAGAGCUAUCAGAAGAGGAGGGUGAACCAAAGUCAAAAAAAUACAUAUCUAUUAAAGAAGUGCCACGUGAACUUUUAAAGGCACUACGU